Molecule: messenger RNA, 747 nt
Organism: Rotaria sp. Silwood2
Lineage: Eukaryota; Metazoa; Rotifera; Eurotatoria; Philodinida; Philodinidae
Source: the annotation of a GenBank genome assembly
AUGUCUAGUUCAAAAGUAGGACAGCAGCAUUUGAAAAUUAGCGGUACUGAAUUAGUAACUAAUGACAUUGUUCAGAAUUAUGAAGAAGAAUCUCAACAAUCGCAAGUUAUUCGAGUCAGCAUUCGAGUUACUUUUCUUCGCAUUGGUGAAAUCGAUACAUUGAAUGAAAGAUAUCAAGCACAAGCAGCCAUCGACUCUCGAUGGUUGGUCAAUUACGAUAGUCUGACAUGUGAGCUAUCACGAGAUGAUCAACAGCGUUUAGACAAAGGUAAAUCAGUAUCUCUUGUCAAAUAUGCCGAAUCUCAUUGGCAUCCUCAAUUAUUUAUCGAAAAUACACUUGGAGAUGUCAACGAACAAAUUACUUACAGUGCCAAGAAAUCAGUCAACCAACUCGUCUAUGUUUGCGAACAUCGUGAGAUUAAGGCGCUAUUCUGGGAGAAACUAGAAUUAUAUCAUUUUCCAUCUGAUGUUCAAGAAUUGUCGAUUUCCGUUGGUUCAAUGUUUUAUGAUGAUAAAGUUAUUUUGAUGGCUGAUCCUUUGCGUUCGAGUGGCAUUAAUCGUGAAACAUUUGUUGAUCAACAAGAAUGGUUUUUGUACGAGCAUGUAAACACUGAGCAACGUUUUGUGAAAGAAUUUUUCUUAGACAAUGAUGACGAUGAAGAUGAAGAACAAUCCAAAGGACAAGAUGAACGAAAACGAUCGUUUUUAGUAGUCUCGUGUCAUGCAGGUAACAUGAACUAUCGAUAG